Molecule: messenger RNA, 1983 nt
Organism: Heterostelium album PN500
Lineage: Eukaryota; Evosea; Eumycetozoa; Acytosteliales; Acytosteliaceae
Exons: 2
Coding region: 1-1983 (660 amino acids)
Biological process (GO): glutathione metabolic process
Molecular function (GO): glutathione transferase activity
Source: RefSeq, a predicted model, not a curated record
AUGUCUUUGCCAACUCUUUAUUACUUCGAUGCCAAGGGUCGUGCUGAAUAUGCACGUUUAAUCCUAUCUUUUGCUGGUGUUGAAUACACUGACUACAGAUUCCCAUACCCAGGUGUUCCAGCUGAAGUCGCUGCCAAAACCACUUUUGGUCAAGUUCCACACUAUUCCGAUGGUGAAAUUGAAUUGUCCCAAUCGUUAGCCAUCGAAUUGUAUUUAGCCAGAAAGUAUAAUUUACUUGGAUCUAAUGCCGUUGACGAAGCCAAGAUUAUCAGUUAUGCUCUAUCGGUUGGUGAUAUCUUCCAAGCGUUCCUCAUGGCACAACAAGGUGGUCCCGAGGCAAUGGAGAAGUACAGUACCGAAGUGGCACCACGUUACUACCGUGUUUGGGAUAAGAUUCUCAAGGAGAACGGUGGUAAGCAUAUCUAUGGAAGAGACAACAUUACCUAUGCCGAUCUCGUAAUCUUUGCUUGCAUUGACUACGUUAAGGGAAUGCAAUUCGGUGAGAAAUUCGAACAAUUCCCAGCAUGUCUUGAAUUCCAUCGUCAAAUGCUAGAGGUUCCAGAAAUCAAAAAUAAUAAUAAUCGAUGUUUAUCAAUAACAACAAAGAGUAUAAUUACAAAAUCAUAUAAUAAUCUAUCUUUAUCAAAUACAUUAUUAUCAAAUAAAAUUAGUAAUAAUAUAAAGUUAAUUUCAACAUUUGCAUCAAAAAAUAGUAAUAAUAAUAAUAAUAAUAACAAUAAUAAUAAUGAUAAUACAAGACAAUCUAUUACAUCAAAUAAAAUAUCACCUAUUUUACCUAAAGAAUAUAUAAAGAUUAGUAAAGAAUCGGUUGAAGCUAAACAACGAUUGAAUGUAGAUACGAAUAUCGAGCAGCAAUUGAUUGAUGAUUCCGAUGCUUUCUUUGCGAAUAAGAGUAAUCAUCAACGUUACUUCAAGUGGUUAGGUGCACGUCUACGUUACAGAUUGCCAACCGAUUGGUAUAAAGCAAAGCGAAAGGACAUCGUUACAAACUACGGACGUUCACUGCUCGACAAACACUACAAAGGUGAUCACAUCGAAGCGAUAAUCGCCAACAUCGGUCAACCCGAUACCAUUCUCAAACACUGGCACUUCCCAACACUCCAGAAACAAUAUUGGAACGAUCAGACUCGUCGACAAUUCACCUGUUGGCUAGCGAAACACUGUGAGUUUGGUGAGCAGCCAUCCGACCAAUGGCAUUACCUACGCACCAACGACUUUCUUCACAACUCUGGCAACCACAUCAUCGGAUACUACGGCGACGUUCCAACCGCGCUACAGAAGCUGUUCCCCGAGUUCCAGUGGAAACCAUGGCUGUUUGAACGCACGCCAACCGGCUACUUUCGUAGCGUCGAGAAUGCCAAGCUCUACCUCGAGUGGCUCGCACCGCAGUUGAACAUCACCGAGCCGACCGACUGGUACAAAGUCACGCAAAAAGAUUUCCGUACUCACCAAGGAUUCCAUCUACUGAAGUGCUACCAGACGACACCCGCUAAAGUAGUGAUGACAGUACUGCCCGAUCUUCAUAAAUGGCAAUCGUGGCGAUUCGUAGUGAUAAAGAGCAAGAAGUGUAACAUCGAUUAUCUCGACGAUAUGAUUCAACAUCUACGAAGCGAAUCGAAAGAGAUUACAUUGGAGAACAUCGAAGCGAUUGGUGGAUCAUCGAUACUUCAACACUUUGGCGGUAACAUCGAAGAAGCACUAAAGUUACUCGAAAACAAAGAAGCAUAUCUCGCCUCUCAAGUGCCAUCUACCGUCAAAAAAGAUAAAUCAACAACAACAUCGUCGUCAUCGUCAGAUGUCGAAUCAUUCGAAGAUCAAUAUGAAUUCAUUCAAGACGAAUUUGGUGACAAUGAAGAAGAUCCAUUCGCUCUCGAUCUAGAAGAAGAAGAAGUGUUUAAACCCAAACCAAAAUCACAAAAGAAAGACAACAAAAAUAAGAUUAGCAAAAAGAAGAAACCAUAA